CGUGCGACAAGAUUCCUUGCUUCCGCUAUUUGCUCUGUUUACAUGCAUGCUACAGCUAAGUUUUUGGUGAGGAUGGCGACCCAAAAACCUGUCAACGUCAGUGCUGUGCCUAUCGAUGGUUUCAGCAAUUUAAGAAUUACAUCAAUAUGGACUUUUCUCAUGUCUGUGCAGUGGUCAGAGCCGUGGCUUAUUGCCGGUUUAGUGUUUCACAUUGUGUGUCUGUCCUUGACUGUGUUGACGUGCAAGUAUUACAGAGCUCAGAUCUGCCACUUCCUCCUCAUAGUUGGCUUGGUAUACAGUGCAGAAUAUUUAAAUGAGCUAGCAGCCAUGAACUGGAGGUCUUUUUCCCAAUUCCAGUACUUUGAUUCUAAAGGCAUGUUCAUAUCACUCGUCUUCUCCAUUCCGCUUCUCUUCAACGCCAUUAUUAUUGUGACGGUGUGGUUGUACAAGACCUUCUCCACCAUGGCUGAGCUGAAGACGCUGCAACUCAAGCAGAAGGCGCGGCGACAAGACAGAACAAAGACUGACUGACUGAUGUGUUUGUGUCGGGUUUCACUGGCAGGAAUUAUUAAAAUGCAAAACCUUUGCUAAUCGCUUGAUUUUUGGUGAAAAAAGUGUUAAAAGUCCCUAAUGACUGGUUGUCUUUCUACAGCAAGCAUUGAAAAGGUGGUGACAAUAUAGCAAAAGGUCCAAUUGUUUUGUAUUUAAAAGUUAUUUUAUAUUGUUUACUUGUAACAAUAAAGCAUUUUGGGAGAGGUGUGUAUUACUAGCAUUGAUUCUUGGUCUCCAGCCCACAACAAGCAAAAACCUUGACUCCAAAGUCAAAUUAUGUUAGCAUCCACAGCAUUAUACCACAGUGUCAAAUUAUGUUAGACUCAACAGC
Molecule: messenger RNA, 883 nt
Organism: Doryrhamphus excisus (bluestripe pipefish)
Lineage: Eukaryota; Metazoa; Chordata; Actinopteri; Syngnathiformes; Syngnathidae
Gene: tmem18
Product: transmembrane protein 18
Source: RefSeq, a predicted model, not a curated record